Musa acuminata subsp. malaccensis (wild Malaysian banana) is the source of this 1603-nucleotide messenger RNA. RefSeq names its product heterogeneous nuclear ribonucleoprotein 1. Gene Ontology annotation, biological process: regulation of gene expression. Gene Ontology annotation, cellular component: chromatin; nucleoplasm. Gene Ontology annotation, molecular function: RNA binding. Lineage: Eukaryota; Viridiplantae; Streptophyta; Magnoliopsida; Zingiberales; Musaceae. The record is from RefSeq and is a predicted model, not a curated record.
AGUGUACUCGCCAUCUUGUAGCCGACGAGCAGCGCUUCGAGCGGGCUCGCUAGGGUUUAUAUUUACCUCUAUCUCCCUAUUUUGACCCAAAAUCAUUCAAUCUAUUUUCCUCUUCGCGUCGCGCUCUGUCGAGAAAUCAAGGCCUUCAAAUCUAGGUCUUGUAGGCGGACGAAGCAUUCUCUCGCCCAUGGAGUUCGCCGAGGGGAACCCGAAAGGCGUCUGCGGCGAGUACGAGAUCGAGGAGGAGGUGGAAGAGGAGGUCGAGGAAGAGAUUGAAGAAGAGGUGGAGGAAGAGGAAGAGGAAGAGGAAGAGGAAAUGGGAGGCGGAGGAGGUGUUCAUGGUCAAGGGGGAGGAGGAGAAGGAGAUGUUGAAGGGGAUGAUGAUGGAGAUGGGAGCGGAGAGCCUGUCGGAAAGAGGAUGGAUAAUAGCGGCGGUGAGGAAAUGAAGCAAGCUGAUAUCGGUUCUUCUUCGGCAGGAAAAAUCUUUGUUGGUGGCGUUGCUUGGGAUACUACAGAGGAAACAUUCAAUGAACAUUUCAGCAAGUACGGGGAGAUCACUGAUUCUGUGAUAAUGAAGGACAAGAAUACACAUAUGCCAAGAGGGUUUGGGUUUGUGACCUUUGCUGACCCAUCUGUUAUUGACAAGGUUCUGGAGGAUGAGCAUGUUAUAGAUGGGAGAAUGGUAGAAGUUAAGAGAACAGUUCCAAGAGAAGAUAUGCCUUCCAAGGCAGGCAACAGAACAAGAAAAAUCUUUGUGGGAGGACUACCCACUUCUCUAACUGAAGAUGAGUUAAAGGAGCACUUCUCCUUGUAUGGUGAAGUCGUUGAAAACCAAAUAAUGCUUGACCAUAGCACUGGACGGUCACGUGGAUUUGGUUUUGUCACCUUCAAAACUGAGGAAGCUGUUGACAAAAUUAUUUCAGAAGGUAGAAUGCAUGAUCUUGCAGGGAAACAGGUUGAGAUCAAGAGGGCUGAACCAAAGAGAUCAGGUGGCCAUUCUGCAGUCAAUGGGAGGGCUAGUCAUGGUGCUAGUGGCGGAAGUGCACAUGGAUACCGAGGAAGCUCUUAUGGAUAUGGAGGCAGUCACCGAUAUGGUGGCAACUACUAUGAAGGUGGCACAGGCUAUGGUUAUGGCAGAGGUUAUAACUAUGGUGGCGUCCCUGGCUAUGGUGCAGGCUAUGGAUCCAAUUACGGUGGGCCUAUGUAUGGUGGAGGUGGGUAUGGUGGUGGUAAUCUAUACGGUGGCCCAGGUGGAUAUAGUAAUUGGUAUGGUGGUUAUGGCAGUGGCGGCCGGGGUUACGGGAACAGGUACCACCCCUAUGGCAAGUGAUAUGAGGAGAUUAUUUCGGUUACUAGUGUAGUCAUCAUACAUGUUGAUUUCCCUGACCAUUAGCAGAUUUCUUUGUCGCGAUGGUUUCUUGUCCUUGGAGAACACAUGAUUGCCAAUACAUUUUUGCAACCACAUAUGACCCGAGGGAACAAAUAUGCAUCAUCCCCUUUAUAAUCUUAAGUCUCACCCCUUAUUACAAAUGCUUGAAUGGUCCUUUCCAACUAUGAUGUAACUUUGACAUUGUUGCUAUGAAUUAUUUGUCUUUUUAACUUU